Cajanus cajan (pigeon pea) is the source of this 3386-nucleotide messenger RNA. Its product is annotated as putative LRR receptor-like serine/threonine-protein kinase At1g53430. Gene Ontology annotation, molecular function: protein binding; protein kinase activity; ATP binding. Gene Ontology annotation, biological process: protein phosphorylation. Lineage: Eukaryota; Viridiplantae; Streptophyta; Magnoliopsida; Fabales; Fabaceae. The record is from RefSeq and is a predicted model, not a curated record.
UUCUUAUCUCUUUCCCUUUGUCUCGUUUAUUCUUCUUGUCGUUUUUCCAUCGCAUUCCAAAACUCUCCGUUUCAAAACAAAAGCAAUAUUAACAAUAGUUAAGGUGGUCGUGAUCCUCAACCGCAGAACCAUGAUGCGGUUUGUGAUGACAAGCUCCAAAGAUGUUUCCAUGUUCUUCAUCUUCGUGUCCCUGGCUUUCAUGAAUUGCUUUCAACACUUUGGAUCCAACGCUCAACCCAUUCCACAAGAAGAAGUGAAAUUACUAGGAGCAAUAUCAGAGAAGCUAGAGAACGUGAAUUGGAAAGUUACAGAACGUUCCUGCAACGGUGGUGGAGGAUUUGAUAACAGGAAAAUAUCAAGGGAUCAGGAUCAAAUCAUAAGGAAUGUCACGUGUGAUUGCACUUUCAACAAUAACACCAUUUGCCAUGUGACAUCCAUUGCACUCAAGGGUAUCAAUGUAUCUGGACCAUUACCCGAUGAAUUUGGAAAUCUAACUCAUCUGAAAAUACUUGAUCUCACUCGGAAUUAUCUCAAUGGCUCAAUUCCAAAAAGUCUUGGACGCCUCUCUUCACUUGUCACUCUAUCACUUUUGGGAAAUCGACUUACUGGUUCAAUUCCCCCAGAAAUUGGUGAUAUGGCUAGUCUGCAAGAACUGAACUUAGAAGAUAAUCAACUUGAGGGAACUCUUCCCCCGAAGCUUGGAAAUAUGAAAAACUUGGAGAAAUUACUUCUUUCUUCAAAUAAUUUCACAGGGACAAUACCAGAAGCAUAUGGAAAACUAAAGAAUCUCGCUCAGUUUAGGAUAGAUGGGAGCAGUUUAUCUGGGAAGAUACCUAGUUUUAUUGGGAAUUGGACCAAACUUGAUAGAUUGGAUUUGCAGGGCACAUCCUUGGAGGGCCCAAUUCCUUCUAUCAUAUCUGACUUGACAAGUUUGACAGAAUUGAGAAUAUCUGAUUUGAAGGGACCAACUAUGACAUUUCCUAAUCUGAAGAAUUUGAAACUCUUGAUAAGACUGGAAUUGAGAAAUUGCUUAAUCACUGGUCCAAUUCCAAGCUACAUUGGAGAAAUAGAAAACUUAAAAAUUCUAGAUCUGAGCUCCAACAGGCUGACUGGUCCAAUCCCAGAUUCAUUUCAAGACUUGGGAAAAUUGAAUUACUUCUUUCUGACUAACAAUUCUCUAAGCGGACGAAUUCCUGAUUGGAUAGUGAACUUAAAACAGAAUGUUGAUUUAUCUUUGAACAAUUUCACAGAGACUUCUGCAUCUAGUUGCCAGAUUUUGGAUGUGAAUAUAGCUUCCAGCCACUCUCCCUCAGCAAACACUUCAUUAUCUUGUUUGAAGAGGAACCUACCUUGCUCAGGAAAACCCCGGUUUCAUUCACUGUUCAUAAACUGUGGAGGAUCUGCAAUAAAGUCUGAGGGCAAUGAAUAUGAAGCAGACCCCAGUCUACGUGGCAUUUCAAACUUUGUUGCUAGUGAUAGUGGCAAAUGGGCUUAUAGUAGCACCGGAGUAUAUCUAGGAAAUGAAAAAGCUGAUUAUGUAGCAAAAAAUCAGUUUUCUUUGAAUAUUAAUGGCCCUGAAUACUACCAAACAGCCCGCAUGGCCCCUGUGUAUCUUAAUUACUAUGGCCUUUGCAUGCUGAACGGCAAUUAUAAAGUGAAACUUCAUUUUGCUGAGAUAGUGUUCUCUAAUGACCAUAACUUCAGCAGCCUUGGGAAGCGUGUAUUUGAUAUUUCAAUUCAAGGUAUUAAGUAUUUGAAAGAUUUUAAUAUUGUGCAAGAAGCUGGUGGAGUUGGUAAAGGAAUCACUAAGGAGUUUAAAGUGGAUGUCGAUAACAACACCUUGGAAAUCCAAUUAGCAUGGGCAGGGAAAGGAACUAAUGCCAUGCCUAUAAGAGGUGUAUAUGGACCUCUUAUAUCUGCCAUCACUGUGACCCCAAACUUUAAAGUUAUUAGACAUGGGCUGACUACUCGAACAACUGUUGGAAUUGUGGCUGGGGCAUGUGCGAUUGUCAUAUUGAUACUCUUUGCUCUUUGGAAGAUGGGUUUCCUUUGUAGGAAAGAUCAAACAGACCAAGAACUUCUAGGUCUGAAAACAGGUUAUUUCAGUUUAAGACAAAUUAAAGCUGCUACUGAUAACUUUGAUCCAGCAAAUAAGAUAGGUGAAGGAGGUUUUGGACCAGUAUACAAGGGUGUACUGUCAGAUGGUGCUGUGAUUGCUGUUAAGCAACUCUCCUCGAAAUCAAAGCAAGGAAAUCGGGAAUUCAUCAACGAAAUAGGCAUGAUAUCUGCUUUGCAGCAUCCAAAUCUUGUGAAACUUUAUGGCUGUUGCAUUGAAGGAAACCAGUUGCUGCUAGUAUAUGAAUACAUGGAGAACAAUAGUCUUGCUCGUGCACUUUUUGGUAAAGAAGAACAGAGGAUGCACUUGAACUGGUCCACAAGAAUGAGGAUUUGUGUGGGGAUUGCAAGGGGAUUAGCUUAUCUUCAUGAGGAGUCAAGGUUGAAAAUAGUACAUAGGGAUAUUAAGGCAACCAAUGUGUUACUGGAUAAGCAUCUCAAUGCCAAGAUAUCUGACUUUGGUUUAGCCAAACUUGAUGAAGAAGAGAAUACACAUAUCAGCACAAGAAUAGCUGGGACAAUUGGUUACAUGGCUCCUGAAUAUGCCAUGCGUGGUUACUUGACCGACAAAGCAGAUGUAUAUAGUUUUGGAGUUGUAGCUUUAGAGAUUGUUAGUGGAAAGAGCAACACAAAUUAUAGGCCAAAGGAAGAGUUUGUAUAUCUCUUAGAUUGGGCCUAUGUUCUCCAAGAGCAAGGAAACCUUCUGGAGUUAGUGGAUCCAAGCCUUGGUUCAAAGUACUCCAAAGAAGAGGUAAUGAGAAUGCUUCAUUUGGCACUAUUGUGCACCAAUCCUUCUCCCACACUUAGACCACCUAUGUCAUCGGUAGUGAGCAUGCUUGAAGGAAAAACUCCAAUUCAAGCACCAAUAAUCAAACGCAGUGACAGUGCACAAGAUGUAAGAUUCAAAGCCUUUGAGAUGUUAUCACAAGACAGCCAAAGUCAUAUUUCUUCUGCAUACUCACAAGAUAGUAUAGAGCAAAGAAGCAAAUCAAUGGGGGGACCAUGGGCUGACUCCUCCUUAUCUAUUCCAAGUAUAAUCGAUUAUUCUUCAACCAAUAAACUUGUUCCAAGUUCCAAUGACGUGUGAUUUCCUAGUUGGGGAAGUUGACUCAUUGAACUCAAAUUCUUGUGUAAAGGAUAUAAAUAGUAACCAUUCAGAGAAUCAGAGUUAUAGCAGCAUACAUACAAAAAUUUGGUGUUGAAGUCAAACAUCAAAUUUCAAGUGUAUAGAAGAUUUUUCGUUGUUUAAUAUAUAUGGAGGUUUUAAGGCA